Elephantulus edwardii (Cape elephant shrew) is the source of this 327-nucleotide messenger RNA. Its product is annotated as INO80 complex subunit E-like. Lineage: Eukaryota; Metazoa; Chordata; Mammalia; Macroscelidea; Macroscelididae. The record is from RefSeq and is a predicted model, not a curated record. Gene Ontology annotation, biological process: chromatin remodeling. Gene Ontology annotation, cellular component: Ino80 complex; nucleus. The annotation marks the transcript as partial. The transcript has 4 exons.
AUGCUGCUGUGGGCAGGAGACUCAGAUGCCACUGCCUCUUCAGAUAACAGUGAAACAGAGGGGACACCCAAGUUGUCAGACACACCAGCCCCCAAGAGGAAGAGAAGCCCUCCGCUGGGGGGUGCCCCAUCCCCCUCCAGCCUCUCCCUGCCUUCUUCAACAGGGUUUCCACUUCAGGCCUCUGGGGCCCCUUCCCCAUACCUGAGCUCGCUGGCUUCCCCCACCUACCCCCCAUUCCCUUCUGACUACUUGGCCCUGCAGCUGCCUGAGCCCAGCCCCCCAAGGCCCAAACGGGAGAAACGGCCCCGCCUGCCCCGGAAACUCAAG